CACCUGCCUCUGUAUGCUUAGCUACCUACCUUGGUUUGAAGUGUUUUACAAACUUCUGAACAACCUGGCUGACUAUCUGACCAAGGGACAGACCAAUGAGAUGCGAGAACUGCUGGGCGCCCUCUACACACAUCCCCUGCCAUUGGCUGUCGGCUCUGUCACUCUGCAGCUGGGAGAGAAGCUAUUGGUCAGGACAGAGAUGCCCCGCCCUCCUGGACAUGCCCCCCUCACUCCGGGGAAGGGGCAGGAAGGGGUCCCGUACUUCAUCGCUCCAGACCCCAGAGGACUCCCUUCCAUCCCUGAGAGUAGGAACCUGACAGAGUUGGUGGUAGCGGUAGAUGUGUCUAACCUCCUCCAGCUCUAUGCCAGCAUGUUGUUUGAGAGACGCAUCCUCAUCCUCUCCAGCAAACUCAGCACAUUGACAGCGUGUGUUCAUGCCCUCAGUGCUGUGCUCUACCCCAUGUACUGGCAACACAUCUUCAUACCUGUCCUGCCCCCACACCUACUGGACUACUGCUGUGCUCCGAUGCCCUUCCUCAUAGGAGUCCACUCCAGUCUGACAGAGAGAGUGAGAAGCCGGGGGUUAGAGGACGUGGUGAUUCUGAAUGUAGACACCAACACUGAUUGAUUGAGUCUCCC
Oncorhynchus gorbuscha (pink salmon) is the source of this 639-nucleotide messenger RNA. RefSeq names its product DENN domain-containing protein 1B-like. Gene Ontology annotation, molecular function: guanyl-nucleotide exchange factor activity; phosphatidylinositol phosphate binding. The coding region runs from base 14 to 628 and encodes 204 amino acids. The transcript has 9 exons. Gene Ontology annotation, cellular component: cytosol; intracellular membrane-bounded organelle. The record is from RefSeq and is a predicted model, not a curated record. Lineage: Eukaryota; Metazoa; Chordata; Actinopteri; Salmoniformes; Salmonidae. Gene Ontology annotation, biological process: endocytic recycling; endocytosis.